Pieris macdunnoughi is the source of this 663-nucleotide messenger RNA. The record is from the annotation of a GenBank genome assembly. NCBI's taxonomy places the organism in Eukaryota, Metazoa, Arthropoda, Insecta, Lepidoptera, Pieridae.
AUGUCCGGCAAGCCCGCGAGUGUCGCCGCGGCGCGGGCGGGCGUGGCUGGAGCGCCGCGCGUGCUGCUGUACGUGGCGGAGCCCCGCCAGUUAGAGGCGGCCGCCGCCAGCCCAGACACACCGCCGCAGCGUCUCGACGCGCUCUACGAGAACCUGCCCGCCAAAACCGUCUAUAACGAUAGGAACUUCUACAAACCCUACAGUGAACCUGACAAAUUCGUCGACUCACAGACAACAUUCAUAAAAGAGCAGAGAAGUGAAGAACGGCCCAGUGACAAGAGAACCACCUGGGACAGUGAAUACUUACAGCUGGACAGUGGUGAGUUCCAGCGAUGUGGAACGGAGAUGCCCAUAAGUGUGCCUAGUGAUUCAGUGCAAAACAGUGAGAGAGAUUUAGGAAAAUAUGUGAACUACCAUCUGUUAGAACAGAGUGUAACUCACCAGUCUAUAGUGAAUCAGAGUAUAAAUAUACUGAAUAGGUCUAUAAGUGAUAAUGAGGGCAGCCCCCAGUUGGUGCGGACUGCUGAGGGUGUUGUGCUUGCUGUGUUGCCUCCUGUGCAGGAGUCAGAAAGAACUACACAAAGUGAAAUCCCACAGAGCAUUACUGUUCCACUUGGCUGGAGAAGGAUUGUCAAUGGUUUAUCAGUCCUCUAUGUCAGGUAA